AUGUUUUCGAAUCCUUUUUUCAAAAAUAGUGGAGCAUCUAGUCCUAAAAAUAAUGUACAAUCAACAUAAUAAAGACCAUCAGUAUAGGAUAUAAUGAAUAAAUAUAAAUAUAAUCCUUCAGAAAGAGUAUCUCAUGUUGAUGAAUAAAUAUUAGGAAGUCUUAACGAAUCCUCAAAUGUAGUGAAUUAAUAACAAAUUAUAGUUUUUAAAUGAAUAAUCAAGACAUGAUAAGAUGUUUCUAAAUCCAAUACAACCAUAAUUUGAUUUAGAUCCACCACCAAAAAAGGAUGCAAUAGCUAGAUUAACCUUUGGAGAAGAGAACAAGAAAUUUGAAUCUCAGAAAUUAUAAAAUUAGAGAUUAUUAAAUGAAAAUGAUCUCUUUGAUGAUAUGUCUCACUUAAAAGAUAAAGUAUUAAGUAUCAAAUUAUCAUAAUAUCUAAAGACAUGUUAGAGAGAUAUUCUGUUGCUCUUAAAGCUCCAGAAUAAUAGAAUAAGAAGAAUAUCAUUAAACAUUAAUUAGAAUUGGAUGCCAAUCAAGUAGCCUAAGAAUAUUCUUAAAUUGUAGAUAAAUUUAACAAUCCAGAUUUAUCAGCUAUAUCAAUUGCAGAUAGUACAAUACCAGUAUACAAAGUAUAAGAUUGAAUAUGAUUCAAUUAGGAAUAAUAAUUGACUUAAAUGUUUAAUCUAGUAGAAGAAUUCCUUACUAAGUUUAAGAAUAUAUCCUAAGUGUAAUAAGAGAAAUCAUAAUUAUUACGAUCACGUAUUAAUGCAGGUGAAUCUCAAUUACAACCUUAAUCAAAUAAAGUAAAUGAAUCAGAAAAACAAUUUACUUUUUAAUCUAAUUAAUCUAGUAAACAUUCAAGUCAUGCUGUUAAAAAUAAGGCUUAAGCAUAAUUUGCUUAAUCUAUAACAGUUGGACAAUCAAAUCUGACUUCAAAUAAUUAUUAAUAGACUUUCAAUAAAACUAAUGGAAGUUAAUAAUAAAGUCCAACUAAAACUUAUACAUUUUAAUCUGUUCCUACUAUAAUACCAACUUAUGAAUAAAAAUCAAUUCCUGCUUAAUAACCUAUAACUCAAUUAGAUAUGACAGUAUAUAAUUAGUUUCCAAAAAUGGAUGAUUCAUUUUAUGAUCAAAAAUAAAUAUCAAUGCAAAGAAUUAAUUCUAAAUUAGCAACUUUAAAAGAUAAAUUACAAUAAGAAUUAUAAAAGGAUAAUAUGCCAUAUACAUAAAAGAUAUUAGGUGAAAUGAUAUCUAAUUUAUAAGAAAUAAUAAAUACUUAAGAUUAUUAAUUAGUCAAAACCAUUAUUUUCAGAAUUGAAUAAGGUAUUCAAUAGUUAUCAAAUAAUAAAGAAGGUUCAAUUAAUCUUUAUAAAUACAUUAAUAAAGCUUUAUUAAAUUCAAAAAUGAAAACAGAUUUAUUCACUUAAAGAGCCUCAAUGCCUGUUCAUGCUUUACCAGAAUAACGUAAUAGUUCUACUACUAUGUCUUCUCUAAAUAAUUACUAAACUCCAGCCAAAAUAGAAAAUGGUAAUACUAAUCAAUAAAUUGAUAUCGAUCGUAAUUUUGAUAAAAAAUAAAGAGAUUAACGUCAUUUAGUAGAACAUAAUUUAUAUUUUGAUUAAAGAUUAAGUAAUCUCAAUAAACCAGACAUUCCAAAACCUAAAUAAUAUAUUAAUUAAAUUGCAUCACCAAAUUCUGGAUAUGAAUCUAGAGGAUCAGUUAAUUAUGAAAGGAAAUAAGAUGAUCAUAAGACAUAUUCUUAAGAUGCUCGUUUGAGUUAUUAAUUAUAAUUUGAAUCCAGACCUAGUAUCAAUAUAGAAUAAAGAUAUUCAAGUAAUGAACCUAAAAAUAUUUAUUAUGCUACUGAAUAUCAAAGGAAAACAGAAUAAAGUUCCUUUUAAGAAUCUUAAAAAUUUACUUAAGAAAGAAUAUCUGAAGUCUAAAGAUAAUCUGAUAUGUAAAGACCAUCUGAAUAAACUAUAAAGAGAUUGUUUUUUGAUGCUGCUCUUACCCAAAAGAAUAAAUUGCCUUCCAAUCAUCCAGGUAGAAAUAUUAUGGUUUCAGAUCUAUAUGAAGAAUAUGUAAAAAAAGGUGGAGACAUGUAAAAGUUUAUAUAAUAAUAAUUUGAUCGUUGUUGAC
Molecule: messenger RNA, 2140 nt
Organism: Paramecium pentaurelia
Lineage: Eukaryota; Ciliophora; Oligohymenophorea; Peniculida; Parameciidae
Source: the annotation of a GenBank genome assembly